AUGGCUGAGAGAAGUUUUUCAGUAUGUGGACCAGCCGUUUGGAAUAGUCUACCAAAAAUAAUAAGCGUUAGACUGACCAACAGUAACCUUGUAACGUUGGCAACAUGUUACAACCUGACGAGUCAACUGAACAACACCAACGUAACAUUCCAGUGUGCUAAUGCUGCAGGAUACCCAAGUAGAUAUCUCUUCCUUGAACAGAGUGACAGUUCUGUCACUAAUCUGAACAUUUGUGAGGUUGAAGUGCAAGGAGAAUAUGCCGACGUCAAUGGUCCUAAAAGAAAUCUUCUACUGAAACAAAACACUUCGAUGAGCUCCGUAUACUUGAGCACAAACAGCAUAACUCAGCAGUCGCUGGCGCAAAGUUCUGGAUUGUUGGUUGAUGGCAUAAGAGACACGACACCACUACACGGGCACUGCGCACAAACCUCGAAACCAGGCACAGGCUCUAAUUGGAUGCUGGUGGAUAUGGAUGGAUAUUUCUUCGUUGAUUAUAUCGCGUUGACGAGCAGAGGGUCCACUCGUCUGCGAAGCUUCAUCAUCGGUCUGACGUCAUUCAAGGCAAGUGAUUUCCUGCCAUUGAGAGGUGGCUAUCCCGUGUGCAACGUGUAUCCAAGUGUCGUCCCAGUAUCAUCACGAAUCACCCUCCGAUGCAACGCCAACCUGCCCCCCCAGCAGGCCUAUGCACUUUCUGACGGAUACUUGGGUGUUUGUGAGCUGGAAGCCUAUGAAUCAUCAAGUUUCAGCAAGCUGUGGAUUUCAAGUUCAGACCAGAGAUUGGUGGGUUUUGUAUUUCUAGAAUUGCCAGCAUUAAGGCCCACCUCGUGCGUUCUCAAGUGCAUGAAACUGGGAAGAUAUGAAUGUGACUCCUUCAACUUCAACCAACAACUGAACGUUUGCCAAUUGAACAAGCACAGAAAUGGAUUUCAACUUGAAAAUUUGACAUCGAUUCACACGUGGUCAUUCUAGAAUGCUACAUAUUAUUUCGUAGGAGGAAAUCAUUAAUCAUUACUUAUUUAUCCUGAUCAACAAUUAAACUAAACAGUUUUAAUAUUUUCGAAACAUUCAUUUCUAAACUAGUUGACUUUUGCACUUUGCUUGCUUAAAUGCACAUCUAGGACAAGGUAAUAACUUCAAUCUUUUUCAAUUCACAAAUAAUUUAGAUACUUAAACAAGGACUUCACACAUUCAAAA
Messenger RNA from Helobdella robusta, 1194 nucleotides. RefSeq lists its product as hypothetical. The transcript has 5 exons. NCBI's taxonomy places the organism in Eukaryota, Metazoa, Annelida, Clitellata, Rhynchobdellida, Glossiphoniidae. The record is from RefSeq and is a predicted model, not a curated record. Bases 1 to 969 code for a protein of 322 amino acids.